Molecule: messenger RNA, 1227 nt
Organism: Coccidioides immitis RS
Lineage: Eukaryota; Fungi; Ascomycota; Eurotiomycetes; Onygenales; Onygenaceae
Exons: 1
Coding region: 1-1227 (408 amino acids)
Source: RefSeq, a predicted model, not a curated record
AUGGGAACAACAUAUGCGGAUAUCAAUAUCGACAAAAAUCCUUACAUCUUUCCUUCAAGCGGGCAUGUCAUCAGUAUGAAAAGCCUGGAUGCAUACCGGGACAUGGCAAAAUACUAUGUGGUGUCCCAGGAACCAGGCAAAGGGAAUAUCAUUGUGGGCUUGAAGCCUUCCGCACCAUUAUCUGAAACUGAGUAUAAACGCUGUCCUGUUUGCCGUGGUUCCUUUGACGAUAUUCGCAGAUACGCCCGGAUUGAUGAAGCGACGAAAAAGUUCAUCGCGUGGGCGCAUGAAAGUUUCCUUCCAUUGGUAGAUGAAAUGGUUAAUGUUCAACUAAAACUCCGGAAUAGCGAAAAUAACGAGCAAGUUCCUGCAGGGACCGACACAAUAACCCUCCAGCUAAAAGGUCCAGGUCGUGAACAGAUAAGCAAAAUCGCCAAAAUUGUGUGGCCAGACGAAAGAUACCACAAGGUUCUGAGGCUUCGUCGAAGAAUAUGGCAAUUUCUCGCGAAGGUUGAUGAAUCCGAGCAACCAUUCCAGCGCAUACACGCGCUCAUGGAUAUAGCCACUGAAUUAAAGGGAGGCACCACCCUCCUUCAAGUGCGUCACCGUCCUUUAGCUACUGCACUCUUGCUUCGAUGCGACUAUUCUAUUAUUUGCCAGUUUUUGAAUAUAACCGUACGAGAGGCGGGAACAGGCAAAAUCAGUGGCGAUUUCAGCAUCAGUAGAAAAUGCUGUGAAAAGCUAAUCGAAGAAUCUCAGCGGAGAACGUGGCCGGCCAUUGUGGUUGAAGAACACAUUUUCUGGGCCCAAUGCACUGCACUGGAACGUGGAAAAAAUAAAGGUUCCAAGGAGCUUGUAGCCGAAGCCAGGGUGCAUCUGCAGCAGGCCAGGAGUAUGUGCCACCGAUUUCCAGGACAGACGGUUGGGCUACUGGCCGAGAUAUCAGACAUGGACGAGAUGUUGCGCAAAUCGACAUUUUAUAUUCCUGUCACUAAUAAGGGACGGGCUUCAGUGUACGCAGCGAUGGCGGCCGAGUUUCGGGAAACCGGCCAUUGGUAUUAUUGUAAAAAUGGUCAUCCGUUCACGAUUGGAGAGCGCGAAAUGCCAAUAGAGGAGGCCGUGUGUCCACAAUGCGGAUCACCCGUAGGGGGUCGUCAGCAUGAAAUGGCCACUGGGGUUACACGCGCCAUCGAACUGGAUGACCAGUUAGGACGGGUUACCGUUUGA